Paraglomus brasilianum is the source of this 435-nucleotide messenger RNA. NCBI's taxonomy places the organism in Eukaryota, Fungi, Glomeromycota, Glomeromycetes, Paraglomerales, Paraglomeraceae. The record is from the annotation of a GenBank genome assembly.
AUGAAACUAUACUCUGUUCUUGUUAUUUGUUGUGUGCUCUUCGUCUUCUUUGUCUCGUGCGCCGUUCCAUAUCCUCAAAGAAUAAAACGUGCAUACGAUGAUUUUGCGCUUGCGUUGUUUGAAGAACACAAUGGAAAAGGAUUUACCGUAAACGGACUGGUUAUAAUCUAUAGUCAAGGAAAGAAAACUAUUAUUCACGGACACUGGAAUACUGGACUUGAGGGUAGCUGCUGGAAAGAUUUCGAAAUCUUUAUCACUCCACGCAACCAAGAACAAAUAUUCGACCUAACGCCCCAUAUUUCAACAGUUGAAACUGGUCAAAUUACGCGUUGGAAACUAGAGGUUUCUAAAAUUUCGGUUAGUUCAUUAAAACACCAAAGGAUAAUUGUCAAGCACAAAAAUGCAAAAAUAGGUUCGGCACUUAUCUAUGGCUGA